UCAGAAAAAAAUGUGCACAGAGAAGGGAAACGGAAGUAGUUCAACAGGUCUUGUAUGGCAGGCGUAAUGGGCCAAAACACCUCAAGACCUACACGUAAAGAGCGAAGAUUUGACUGAGGUUCUGCACAGCCCAGACUUGUCGGUACAUGUCCUCUUUGGAGGGUCCUGUCCCACCAGGAGGGGGCUGGCCGGCCUGGUUUCAGCUUCCUGGUUGGUCGUCUCAUCAUGGACGGAAGAGACCCGCAGGCUGGAUGUGUGAAGACCCUGCAGAGGUUACCGGUCUGGAUCAUAGAGCAUGUGUGGGCUCACAAGAUCAUGGAUGUCCGAGAAGCUGUUGACUCGUCCAGCUGGCCAGAUGUGGAUUCUCAGCCUCUGAGCCUGGAGGACUCGUGGAGGCUGCGUGUCACCGCCGCACACGUCUUCGCCAUCAUGAAGAGCAGAGACGUGCAGAACUUUGGGAAAGUCUUGGGCUUUCUGGAAACCACUCACAAGCUGUUACCCCGACUGGUGCCGGCCAUCAAACACAUGAAGAUCCUGUUUGGUCUGAAGACCAUGAUCAUUAUGUGGAUGCUGAAGGAACACAAAGGAAUGGUUGAAACUGUGACCCAAAUACUGCGGUUCUUCCCACACAAACUCCCUCAGUACCAAGAUCAGUGUAGUCCACGAGAAAUGUUGGUCAUGAGAAAGAAUCACGUGGACUUCAGGAACCUGGCUCAAGCUCUGGCUGUAGACAAGGAGCGACUGGAGGAUUAUAUGAAGACUCAGAUGGAGAAGCAGUACGGAGAACGGUACGCUCAGAAGGUAGAAGAGCGGCUGCUGCACUACCUCCACCUGCUGGAGGCGGAGCUCCCGAGGGACACUUACAUUGCUGAGAUCAUGAGGAAAGACGGUCCAAUGACGGCGGAGGACCGAUUACUGUUGGAGUUAAUAACUUCCAAAUCUGAUACAAUCGCUGCGACACUGAGGACUCUGCUGCACUGUGAUCCUGCUGGCUGUCAUCCUGCUGGGAUUUCUCCAGAAAACAGACAAAGAGACGGAAGUUCAGAAGUCUCGGAGUCAUCCCUGUGUGGAAGUUCAUCUCUUCCUAACUUUGGAGAAGGCAAACGUCGGCUGGAGGUUCUGAGGAGGAGCACAGAUCCAGCUCGGGACCAGAACCGGAGUGCUGAUGGAGGACGGGAGCAUCCACAGCCGUGUGGGGAGGGGGGAACCCGGAGCAGAACCCAGAGCAGCUCGCCCCAGUUCUGCUCCAGACACCAGCGCUGGGUGAGGAGCAUCCUGCGCGGAUGUCCAGACGAGUCCUCAGAGGAACAGCAGAACCAGAACCAGACCAAACCCUCUUCCUCGCCUCUGCUCUUCCAGUCUUCCUCCUCCUCUUCAUCACAGGAUCUGACUCCGUCUGACCUCGUUCCCUGCCCCCCCCAGAAACCCGUCUCUCAGACUUCUCCUCCAGCAGCAGCAGAACCAGAGAAACAUGGAGCAGGUCCAAACUCAUUCGGAGACACUGCCCCGCCUUCUCUGCUGCUUCCAGUGAUCCGAUUGGUGGAUGUCGCCGCCAUGUGGUCCAGCUGCUCUGGUUCCAAAUCCUCUUCAGAACGUUUAGUUCUGCUCGGCGGGAAACGAUCCUGCAGUCCUCAGGUUCUCACUUCUCCACACUCUGCAGAACCUGUUCCACACAGGCAAACUGCUGCAGGAUCCCGGCCCGUUUCUGCAGGAUCCCGGCCCGUUUCUACAGGAUCAAGGCCCGUUUCUACAGGAUCAAGGCCCGUUUCUACAGGAUCCCGGCCCGUUUCUGCAGGAUCCCGACCCGUUUCUACAGGAUCCCGGCCCGUUUCUGCAGGAUCCCGGCCCGUUUCUGCAGGAUCCCGGCCCAUUUCUCCUCCUGCUGACCUUCAACCUCCAGCAAAAAAGAUUUUUUCCAAACUGUCCAGGAAGUUCAGACAUGCGGCUAAUGUUGAUGUUCCUGAGGCUCCAGGAGAUGUUCCUUCAUCGUCUUAUUUAGAUGUUCCUUCAACUUCUGCUUCCAAAUCCUUCAUUUUUGCAUCAGCUUCUCCUUCAAAACCAGAACUUUUUUCAUCUAAGUCGUCCCCAAAAGCUGUCCAGCAUAAACCUGUCAGACGUCACCGUCAGGGUCAAAGGACCAAACGUUUUGUGUCCAGAUUCACUCCAAACUCUUCAUCCGUCUCCUCCAGCUCUGGAGCUGCAGCUCAUAGAAACCAACUGUCCAGCCGAGCUGCAGAGCUGCAGUCUGACCGGCUGCAGCGUCUGCAGUCUGACCGUCUGCAGUCAGACCGUCUGCAGUCUGACCGUCUGCAGUCAGACCGGCUGCAGUCAGACCGGCUGCAGUCAGACCAGCUGCAGCGUCUGCAGACAGACCGGCUGCAGCGUCUGCAGUCUGACCGGCUGCAGCGUCUGCAGACAGACCGGCUGCAGCGUCUGCAGACAGACCGGCUGCAGCGUCUGCAGACAGACCGGCUGCAGCCCGUUGUGACUCUCACCAGACUGAGCACUGAGGAGUGUCAGCGACUAACCAGGAGAACCGCCACCGCCGCCGUGCGGAAAGACGCCACAAAACGAGGCAGCUGCGUUGAGGAACAGACCAGAGACACGGCAGAAAGCUCUGACUCCUCCUUCGACGUGAACGUUCUUUACUCCACUGGCUCCUCAGACGGCGAGGACUCGCGUCAUUCUGACUCCAGCUACAGACCCCGUGUAAAAGCUUUGUAAGAGUCUGAGAGUGGGCGGAGUCUGAGGGUGACCAGGACUUACCCAAUCACAGAUUCAGAGCGUAUGAUGAAGUUGAAAAACAAGAAUUGACCAAAAACGAUAAGACCGUUUUAAAGAACGCGAAUAUUUACGUUUACUGAGUGAAAAUUAUGAGAUUUACACCAUAAAUUAUUAAAACAAUUCUUUAAAAGUUCAUUCAAAAUCUUUACUAAAUGUGUCAAAGAUUUGGUGUUUUUAACCUCCGUUAUUUUUUUACUUUGAAUAGUAUUCUUCAAAAUGUUUUUCUAUGCUUGUUGAAUGUCAUAUUUGCUGUUAACUGAAGCCUUAGUGAAGCAAGAGUCAAUUAUGUAACAUCCUGUUUUCUGAUUAUGUUGCUGCUUUUCAAAAUAAGAGUUUAUUUCUCCAUUAAAAUGCAGUUUGUUUGUUUUUUUUUACAUUUGGAAUUUGUCUAAAAAUAGCAAAUCCAAAUAAAUCUGUCAGAAAUCUG
Oryzias melastigma (Indian medaka) is the source of this 3211-nucleotide messenger RNA. RefSeq lists its product as uncharacterized. Gene Ontology annotation, molecular function: telomeric repeat DNA binding. Gene Ontology annotation, biological process: regulation of telomere maintenance via telomere lengthening; telomere capping. The transcript is spliced from 7 exons. The coding region runs from base 226 to 2724 and encodes 832 amino acids. NCBI's taxonomy places the organism in Eukaryota, Metazoa, Chordata, Actinopteri, Beloniformes, Adrianichthyidae. The record is from RefSeq and is a predicted model, not a curated record. Gene Ontology annotation, cellular component: shelterin complex.